AUGAAUUUAAACCCUAGAAUAUAGAUUGAAGGAAACUAAUUUCAUUUGAUAUAUGAAAAAACAAAUGAUGAAUUGCUAGAUCUAAUGGAAAAAGGAAUAUCAUAAAAUAGACUAGUAUUACGUAAAAAUGGAUAUUGUGUUACAGAUAAAAAAACUAAAAUGAAAUAUAUUGUUAAUUAUUCAAGAAAACAUUUAAAAUUAAGGUAUAUAUUAUAUAACAAUAUGCUCAGUUUUCAAAAGUCAGAUUUAUAAGAAUAUGAUUUGGAAGUAUUGAUUGAAAGUUUAUCUAAGAAGAUUAAUCAAUAAUAAAGUUUUAUGAAAAUAAUGUUUUCUAAAAUAAGUUAGCUAAAUGAAAAUUGUAUUAGAGAAAUAGAAUAUGCUCCUACUGAUAUAGUAAUUGAAAUAAUUUUUGGAAGGAUGAUGAUAGCAAAAUUUUACAUUUCUUAUAUCAUUGGAAACUCAUUGAUGUCUGUAGAUGAACGUUUUGCUAGAUUUAUGCUUAUAAAUUUAGAAUUAUUAGAGGGCAAUGUAAUGAAUCUAGAAAUCUUUAAAUAACCUCCAAUAAAUUUACAUUUUCUCACUUAAUUUACAGCAAUAGAUAAAUUCACUGAUUUAAUCUAAAGAACUUUUAUUCCUAUAUAAUUAUUAAACUAUAAAAUAUUUGAUAAUAAUAUGUUGAAUUCACUUUAUUAAUAUUAUUUUAUGGUAUAUCCAAAUUAGCAAUUUGCUACUUUUGUUUUUGGAAUAAGAAGUGAUAAAUUUUUAAGUUCUUUGGGUAUUAUACCUUUAUUGAUUUAAAUGAAAACAUAUUUUCUAAAUGAUAAAUUAGUUAUUGAAAUAGAAUAGGCUGAUGCCUUUGCUAUAUUAAAUGGAUAUCAUUAAGUGACUGAUUUUGCAUUUUUCAAAUAAGAAAUUCAUGAUGUUAUUACAAAAUGGACUUUUUCAACAUGUUAAGAAAUUGAUGAAUUCUUUAUGAAAUUUCUAAUUAUAGGCACUGGUUAUAUUUUAUUAUAUCCAAAAAAGGAGAUGUUAUUUUAUUUGAUGAAAAAAACAAAUUGGGAUUAUUUUUUGAAACAAAUAUUUAAUCCAUUAAUAAAUAAAAUUGCUCUUUUACAUUUAUAAUUAUCUUAAAAACAAAGAAGUGAUUCAUCAAACUUUGAUUAUAGGAAAUUUUUUAAUUUACAUAUUGAUAGGUAUUUUCACAUUUAUGAGUAUAUUUGUAUUAAAGAACCUAGAGAUGAAAGAGAAAAUCCAAUAAAAUCUAUUCUUAAAUAUUAUUUGGACAGAGCAGAAAAAAACUUUUUGAAUAUUGUAAAGAAUAAUUUCAAAGAGAAUGAAUUUAAUACUCAUCUUUAGAAAUUAAGUAUGUUAUAAUUUUAAGUGGAUAAAAUAUCAUUUAUUUUUUAAAACAUUGAAUAUAAUGCAUUAAAUGGAUAAAUCAUAAGAAUUGAUCAAGGACAUGAAACAAAUAGAUGGAAAUUUAAUGAGUUUCCAAAAUAUGAAUUAGAGUAUAUUCUAAGUUAAUUUUGA
Paramecium pentaurelia is the source of this 1530-nucleotide messenger RNA. Lineage: Eukaryota; Ciliophora; Oligohymenophorea; Peniculida; Parameciidae. The record is from the annotation of a GenBank genome assembly.